CAUACAAUUGGAUGAUUAAGUUUUGAGCCAUGGAGCACCAACCAGGAGCUGUGAAAGUUCUGCAAGCUUGCCAAGUAGCACCAGCAAAGGGAGGAGCAACAACCACUUCCAUGUCUCUGCCAUUCACCUUCUUUGACUUGGUAUGGUUAAGAUCUCCACCAGUGGAACGUCUUUUCUUCUAUGAACUUCCCAAUUCAACACUUUCAUUCUCUGAUUCCAUUCUUCCCAACCUCAAACACUCCCUUUCACUCACACUCCAACACUUUCUCCCACUUGCUGGUAACAUCACUUGGCCCCAUGAUUCCUCCAAACCAAUCAUCAACUAUGUCCUUGGUGAUUCCAUCUCCUUCACUAUAGCAGAAUCCAAUGCUGAUUUCAACCUUCUUUGUUCCAAUACCUGUGAAGCCCUCAAACUCCAUCCAUUAAUACCCCAUUUACCCACUUCUCAUGAACAAGCCUCUGUGGCCCUGCAGGUUACUCUGUUCCCAGGCUCUGGCUUUUGCAUUGGAAUAUCUACACACCAUGCUGCAAUGGAUGGGAAAACUUCAACUUUGUUCCUCAAAGCUUGGGCCUGUACCUGCUCUAAGCUCAGAGAAGAAUCAUCAACUUCAUCACUGCCUAAAAAUCUAACACCCUUCUAUGACAGGUCAAUGAUAACAGACACGGCAGGAAUUGGUGAAGCAUAUCUCAACAGUUGGUUGAACUUUGGUGGACCAAACAACAGAAGCUUGAAGGUGUGGGAAUUUGGUGGUGGAUUAUCCAAUGAGGCGAUUAGAGGCUCGUUUGAGUUAACUUCCUCACAUAUUCAAAAGCUUAAGCUGAAAAUGAAUGGUAGUUUCUCAACAUUUUCAGUGACAUGUGCUUAUGUGUUGCAAUGUCUAGUGAAAGCAGAACAAAAACAACCAAAGGCUAAAGGAGUAGCAUUUUUGUUCAGUGUAGAUUGUAGGUCUCGUUUAGUCCCUCCAAUUCCGAGCACUUAUUUUGGUAAUUGCAUUAUUGGGCACAAGGUUAUGGAUGAGACAGAGAAGCUACUAGGAAAUGAAGGUUUCAUCAAUGCUUGCAAAGGAGUAAGUGAAGUUUUGAAAAGGUUGGAGGAUGAAGGAGUGCUGAAUGGAGCAACAACUUUGUCCACAAUGAUGCAACUUUCAAGGGAUAAUAGGAUACUCAGCACUGCUGGUUCGCCACGGUUUGAGGUUUAUAGUGUUGAUUUUGGGUGGGGAAAGCCUAAGAAGGUGGAUAUGACAUCUAUAGGCAAAUCAGGAGCAUUUUCGCUUUCAGAAAGUGGGAAUAACAAGGGAGGAAUUGAGAUUGGUUUGGUGUUGAACAAGGGUGAAAUGGAAGCUUUUUCUACUCAUUUCAUUCAAGGACUUGAAUCCCUUUAAUGUUGUGUGAAUAGAUUCAUACUCUCAAUGGAUGGUAAGAUUCUAAAUGAUUAUGCCUUGUGCAAAGAUUGUAUGAUAUGCUAGACUUAAACCUGCGUGUCAUACGUGAAUAAAUCAGUGAAAAUUGUUGUAAUUCAGUUUCAGCUUCAAGGCAUAUAAAUGGCUAAGACUAAUAGGCCUAUGCCUAAGAGUGGCUUUUAUUUUGCAAGCACCUUGCGUGUGAUAUCCACACCACUGUGUAAUAUUGUGGUUUUUGUUGAGUUGCUUCCUACGCUAGUGCGUGUAUUUCCUUUGUAAUUCUACGCACUAUAUGAUAGAAUCCGUGGAUAAAUAGAGAUUUUCACUCUGA
This is a messenger RNA of Lotus japonicus, 1731 nucleotides long. Its product is annotated as phenolic glucoside malonyltransferase 1-like. The record is from RefSeq and is a predicted model, not a curated record. Lineage: Eukaryota; Viridiplantae; Streptophyta; Magnoliopsida; Fabales; Fabaceae.